AUGUCUCGCACCCCAAGUGGCCAGGAGCCCAUUGUUUUGGUAAUAGAUUUUCACCAUGCGAGGGGCCCAGAAAUCGAACUAUGCAUUGGAGACGAUGGAACCGAUCCUGCGGUGGAGAACGACUGGUCCCUCUUGCCGUUCAUGGCGCUAUCGGACGGUGCUCAUAUGUCGACCGAGGAGUUCUCGUACUUCACCCUCCGCCGCAAGGAGACCGCCACCGAACCAGCGACAUCUCUGUUUGGCAUUGCCUGCUCGAGGCAGAUCGAUUCAAACAUUCUCACCUAUCGCCCGCCAGAUGUGACCCGGUCUACAGUGCAAAAAGCAGUGGUGGUGAUAACGGAUACCCCGCAGAGCUUGGGACAGCUUAGGGAGAAAUUGUCUAUGGUGACAUCGGCUUGGUUCGCCCAGCGGGACUUUUCGGAUAUUGACAUCUUAAAGAAAUUCCGGGAGAACUUGGUAAUCAGUGUGAAGACAAACGAAGCGUCCAAGGACCACACUUUUGGACUUUCUUUGCGGGAAAUGAUUCACGAGUUCAAAUACCAGACUCUGGUUCUGUUCAAGGCUCUACUCCUGCAGCCCAAGAUGCUAUUCUUCGGCUCAAGAUGUGAACGUCUUUGCAUGAUCCAAUUCUCACUGAUCUCUUUGAUCCCUGGUCUUAUGAAUCGCCUGGAGGAUUGCGCCGAUCCAGCUUCCGACACGUAUGCGCAAACUGUCGAGAAGCCGACUUCUCUAAAGACAAGCGAUAGGAAUUCUUUGCUUGCAUAUAUGGGUUUGCCAUUGCAGAUUUUUGGAAAGGGAAGCAUGUUUGGACCUUAUACACCUCUACAGCAGCUGGAUCUGCUGGCAGACGAUGGAACGAAAUCAUACGUUGUCGGCUCUACGAAUUCGCUCCUCCUACAACAGAAAGAUCGCUACAGCGAUAUUCUAAUCAACCUCGAUGAAGAUACCAUCAAUAUCUCCAAUCCUACUCUUCGUACCGCAUUGGCUCUAUCGGUUGCUGACAGACGCUGGAUUGACCUUCUUACUUCCAUAAUUAACGACACGUGGGAUGAGGCGCACCCGCAGCAGCCAAAGACCCACGGGUACAUGGGGUCCGAAGAAUUUAUCCGACUCCAGUUUGAAGAAUAUCUGCUUGCAUUGCUUGCUUGCAUGAAAUAUCACGAAGAUUUGAAUUCUUUUAAUGCUGGGGAUCCAGGCCAUAAGAGCAGAGCCCAGCUGGAGGCAUUCAACAUCGAGGGCGAUCCGGCCUUGGAAUUUAACUCCGAGUUCCUGACGCUGUGGCAAAACACCCCGAAUUAUGCCCUAUUCAAACGUUUGACUUCUGACGCGCUCUUAUUCUCGAUCGUUGAGCCCCGCCAUCCAUGUGCAGGCGGCCUGACGAUUGACGACGUCCAACGUCGGCUAUCGCAACAAGUCGCCGAUCUUCACCUUGAUGAGCGAGUGCGAGAAGGCCGUGAAGCUUUCAACAGGCAUCUGGGCGCGGGCCAGAAGAAAGUGAGCGCCGCAUUCAAUAGCUUUUGGAAUGACAUUGAGUCGAUGCGGGAAGCACAACGGAAAAAAACCGAGGAGAAGGCACCCCAAUCGCAGCGAUCCUCAAUCGAUAAAGGCUCCUCACCGCCAUUUUCGCCCUCCGAUACAGCGUCGGUUACUUCCACCAGUGGCUCGUCUUGGUUUGCCGGCCGCAAAGGCCCCCCUGUGGAUGUCACGCAGGCCCAGACAUCUGUUAGUGCAGUGGGUCAGCGCGCAGGCGCAUAUCUCAAUUCGUGGACAACAUGGGCCAGCGAGAAGCGGAAGGAGUGGCAGGAGAAGAAACCUUCACCGUCCUCUCCGUCCUCUCCGGCCUCGAUCAAGUCCCCAUCAACGACCACAUUAGCCAGCGCAACGGAGACCACUGAUGCCGAACGAGGAAGACGGGAGUCUAUGCAAGCACAACGCAGUGAGGAUUCUCAUUCCUUGUCCCGUAGCGGAAGCCGACGAAAGAGAUGGAGCAACAUACUUCUCAGACGAGAGAGCGGGGAGUUCGGAUCCUCCUCGCAGAAAAAGGAUGACGCAAGUAGUGAAAACAACGAUAGUGAAACCGUCUACCCGAGAUCUCCCUUGUCAAGAGAGGCCUCUAUUCUCGGCGACGACAUCCCAGAUCCGGCAGACCUGCGAGCUAGCGAGUCCACAACCCAGCCGGAGCCCAAAGCGAACGAUCUCACGACAACUCAGAUUCCUGAAGAGGAGCCGAAAUCGGCCCCAGCCAUCCAGAGAAAUCUUACCGAUGCCUCCAAGGACGCCCCCGAGGGUCAAAGCAAAGCUGGCAGUGAUUCGCUUCCCCAGCAGCGAACCAUCAACGAAGAACCUGUGGAGGACCCCAGCGCAUCUGCCAACAAAUAA
This is a messenger RNA of Aspergillus melleus, 2379 nucleotides long. RefSeq names its product putative Avl9 protein. The transcript has 10 exons. Bases 1 to 2379 code for a protein of 792 amino acids. Gene Ontology annotation, cellular component: cytoplasm. Lineage: Eukaryota; Fungi; Ascomycota; Eurotiomycetes; Eurotiales; Aspergillaceae. The record is from RefSeq and is a predicted model, not a curated record.